CUCACCUCACGCCCGCACCACCUCUCCUGCUUCCUCGCCUCUCUCUCCUCACUUCCCAAAUCGCACUCAGCGUCUCAGCGCCCGCGCGUCGCCAUGUAUCGUCGCGGCGGCCCCUCUCGCGGCCCGGAGCGCGGCGAGCGCGGCGGCGAGCGCGAGCGUGCACCUCGAGGUGGCGCAGGCGCAGCACAUGACUUCCCCGAGCGAUCCCGCGAUGCUGGCUACGGCCGACGUGCCGGUGGUCCAGAUGGGCCUGCGCCUCCAGCAGGGCCAGGGCCCAUGACGCCCGUGCCUGAGCGAGGAUGGGGCAGACGAGGACGCGGCGGCGGCGGCGGCGGAGGUGGCGGGCAGAUGCCGCAGAGCCUGCCUCAUCCGCGAGGAGGCAGGGAGCGAUCCCCACCGCCGCACCUGGCGAGAAGCGAGAGGCCGAAUCGACGAUGGGGCGCCGGAGGAGCAGGAGGACCAGGGGCAAUGGGACCGGCGGGCACGAAUGCCAACGCGACACCCGUGGCGGGCGCGGGGAGGAGAUGGGAGGCGGAGGACAGAGGAAGAGAUCGGCUCUCACCUCGUCGUUCGCGCUCUCCACCUUCCCGCAUGACUCUGCAGCGUCCCGGACGAUCGCCGCAGCGCACACCGCCCUCUUCGCCGCGCUCUCGCGAGCGUUCCGCCUCACGCAGUGACUCUGGCCGUUCUGCGCGUUCGGCACGUUCCGGACGCUCCUUCUCCGGAAGGUCUGGGAGGGAGUCUCGAUCGCGCUCGCCGGCGCCUAGAGACCAAGCGGGCGGCGAGGGGAGGUGGGGACAAGGCGCAGCAGGCGGCAGUGCUCAAGCUCCACCAAGUGGGCCCGCGCGACGAGCCUACGGUCCCGGCUCGGGUGCACCACUGCCCAUGCUUCCGAAUCCUCGCUUCGGCGGCGUGCCGCCAGCCGGUCCAGGUGGCCUUGCAAACGCGCCUCUCGGUCCCUCAGGCUGGCGCGGCCGCGGUCGCGGACGGGGAGGCAUGCGAGGCGCAUGGGGCAUGCCUCCCUUUGGGCGCGGAGGCGGAGCAGCAGGCAUGCCUCAGCCUGUGGUGCCGCCUCAGCUCCCGACCAACGACCCGCCACCUCGAUCGUUGGCGAGGAAGAGGGACGCAGGAGGCAUGCCGAUCUCCUCGGAGAUGCUGCCGCUGCACAUCAAGAGGAAGGAGGAGAAGGAGGAGAGCGAAGAGGAGGGAGAGGUCGCGGAGGAGGGAGCGUUCGAGGAACCUGCCGCUCCCGCACUCGACGUCGUGGCCGAUGCCGCCGCCACUGCGGCGGCCGCGGCGGCGUCCGAGGAACAAACGAGGCAGAACGAGAAGGAGGAGAGACGGGAGCAGGAAGAGAAGGAUGAGGUCGCGAGAAGAGAGGCGGAUGCUCAGAUCAAGAAGCAGGUCGCGAGGGUGCAGGACCAGGCGAGAGCUGCGGCGGCGCAGGCUGCAGCUCAAGCCCAGGCACAGGCUGCGGCCGAAGCUCAGGCGCAGCAACAAGCGCAGGCCGCACAGGCCGCCGCACAAGCAGCGCAGCAAGCCGAGCAAGAGCGUCGCCUCGCUCAACAAGAAGCACAGCGCGCCGCGAUGCAGUCACAAGCCGCAGGCUCGGCCUAUGCGCAAGGCAUGUCGGUUCAGCGCUCUGGACCGAUGGACGAAUCGCCGGACGACAAGCACGGACAAGGCGCGCCGACUGGACCUCGCGCCAGCAUCGACGCGGCACGCGGCGCAGGGAUGAUGGGCACGCCUCAACGAUCGUUCGGGCCCGGCGCCAUCGCUGGCGCCGCUGCUGUUGCUGGCAACACAGCGGGAGGUCCGCCAGGCCGCCUCAACUUCGCCGGCCUCAACCGGACUGGAAGUGGAGCGUCGACGCCCAUCGCUGCUAGCAUGCCGAACACGCCUGGUACAGCUCGAGGCUUCGGCGGGCGCGCGCUGCCGACGCCGGUGCCGAAGAGCUCGUAUGUCGGUGUAGACGCGGCACUCGAGGCUGAGAUCGCCGCCGCUUCCACCGCGCGUCUCACCUCGCUCUUCUCGCUCUGGUCGGCUCGUGCGCCACUGCGAGCCGCACAAGCAGAGCUGAGCGAUGCAGAGGUGGAGCAGUACGGUGCAGCCAUGCGCGCGGCGAGCACGCUGGCGGCGCUCGAUGCGGCGCGUGCAGAGGCCGAGGCCAAGGCGUUGGAGGAGGACCGCAGGCAGGAGACGAGAAGUCGAGCGGCCGAGAGGGGCGUGUUUGUGUAGAACACCAGAACAAUUUGAUGAGCGAGCAUGAGAG
Molecule: messenger RNA, 2272 nt
Organism: Tilletiopsis washingtonensis
Lineage: Eukaryota; Fungi; Basidiomycota; Exobasidiomycetes; Entylomatales
Exons: 4
Coding region: 94-2238 (714 amino acids)
Source: RefSeq, a predicted model, not a curated record